Messenger RNA from Protobothrops mucrosquamatus (brown spotted pit viper), 936 nucleotides. Its product is annotated as mas-related G-protein coupled receptor member H-like. The transcript has a single exon. NCBI's taxonomy places the organism in Eukaryota, Metazoa, Chordata, Lepidosauria, Squamata, Viperidae. Gene Ontology annotation, biological process: G protein-coupled receptor signaling pathway. Gene Ontology annotation, cellular component: membrane. The record is from RefSeq and is a predicted model, not a curated record. The coding region runs from base 1 to 936 and encodes 311 amino acids. Gene Ontology annotation, molecular function: G protein-coupled receptor activity.
AUGAAUUCCAGCCUGGGAGAUCUGAAUGCUACAAAGACCUAUUAUGGGUAUAACAAUACCAUUGACUCAUAUGAGUACACAGAAGAGAUCCCCCCUUCUGUUUUAGGAGGGAUUCCUUGGACAAGCAUUACUUUAAUAACCUGUUGUAUUGGAUUUGUGGGCAAUGGCUACAUCAUCUGGCUACUUGGCUUCCAGAUGAGGAGAAACUGUUUCACCACAUUCAUCCUUAACUUGGCCAUUGCAGACUUUGGGUUCCUCACAUCUAUAUUUAUAUUUUUUAUCUAUAGAUUUGCCAACUUGCUAGGAAGUAUUCUCAGCUUCAUCUGUUUUUUUUUCUCCGACGUGAUGUACAUCAAUACUCACUUUCUUAUGACGGCCAUCAGCAUUGACCGGUGUGUGGUUGUCCUCUUCCCAAUCUGGCAUCGCUGUUCACGGCCAAAACAUUUGUCCCCUGCUGUCUGUGUCAUCCUCUGGACCUCCUCUUUCCUCCUUGUUGGAAUUGUGCACAUUAUGGUGUUCACAAAAGUCAUUGUAAAUGAGAGACUGUCCAAUCUUCAUUUCCUUCUGACUGCUACUGUUUGCCUUCCGUUGAUCACUCUCUCUACUGUGGUCCUUUUCAUCAAAGUGUGUCUUAAAUCGAAUCAGAAGAAUCAGGGUCGGCUUUUACUGAUGAUUUUAAUCACUCUCCUCUGUUUCCUCAUCCUUGCUUUUCCAUUAUCAAUCAUUGCAGUGAUUUUUAAAUUUUUAAGUUCUGAAGCUGAAAAGAAACUUAAAUAUUUUGGUAUAUGGAGUUUAGUGCUUUCUUGUCUAAAUAGCAGCAUUAAUCCAGUGAUAUAUUUUCUAGUUGGGAGGAAAAAAGGAUCUCGGUCCAAGGAGAGCAUGAAGGUCAUUUUGCAAAACGUCUUCAAAGAAGGUGAAGUUACCAGAGGGAGAUAG